Arachis ipaensis is the source of this 1221-nucleotide messenger RNA. RefSeq lists its product as uncharacterized. The record is from RefSeq and is a predicted model, not a curated record. NCBI's taxonomy places the organism in Eukaryota, Viridiplantae, Streptophyta, Magnoliopsida, Fabales, Fabaceae.
AUGGACACAUCAUCAAAUCCCACUCCUCAACCCCCAAUCCAAAGCGUCAUUCCCUCUCAACCUCAACCCAAUCCUAAGGGGGACAUCAAUGCCAUCACCCUGAGAUCUGGAACACAAUUAAAAGAGAAUGGAGCAAAGGAUUCAAAUCCCAUCACAAUCACUCAAGAGGAGGAGAGAAUAGAUAUAGAAGAGGUAGUGGAAAAGGAGACACCACAAGUCAUAGUUGAGGAUGAAACUCAACCAACAAAAGAGACCCCCAAGACUAAGAGAACCUUGGAAGAAGAAAUUGCUCAACCACUCCCAUUUCCAACACUUGCAAAGAAAGCUAGGAAGCGCAUAGAACUCGACCCCAAAAUGGAUAGAAUUCUUGAAUUGGAAACCAUCCCAUUGGGGAGUUCUAUUUCCGCUUUAAUGGGAGCAUUGCCCGAGAAGUGUGAUGAUCCAGGCCCUUGUAUGGUCACUUGCACCGUCAAUGGAGUUCAAUUCGUAGAUUGUAUGUGUGACCUCGGAGCAUGUGUUAGCAUCAUGCCUCUCUCCGUCUACCGAGUAUUGAAGUUACCACCACUAAAAAGGUCGACGGCGAGAUUUGUCCUAGCGGAUAAAAGCAUAAUAACCGUGAUGGGUGUUGUGGAAGAUGUAUUGGUGAACAUCAAAGGGUUGGUAUUUCCGAUUGACUUCUAUGUCCUUGAAAUGCCAUCAAGUGAAACCGAGAGAGCAUCAUCCAUCCUACUUGGAAGACCAUUUUUGAGAACUUCUAGAUUUAAGCUAGAUGCUUACUCGGGAACAUACUCAUUUGAGAUAGAUGGGAGAGAAUGCAAUAUGAGUUUGGGUGGAGCCAGAAUAGAGAGAAAGCUUCAAUUGGCGGAAUUGGAGUGCUUGAGAUUAGAAGCCUAUGACAAUUCUAGACUCUACAAGAAACAGAUGAAAGCCAUUCAUGACAAGAACAUUAGGAGAAAGGAAUUUAGACCCGGUGAUCUAGUGCUCCUUUACAACUCAAGGUUGAGAUUACUACCCGGAAAGCUUAGAUCAAGAUGGGAUGGACCUUACCAAGUAGAGAAAGUAGAACCUUACGGGGUCUAUCACUUGCGCCAUCCAUCAAGUCCGGACAUUUUCAAGGUAAAUGGGCACCGUCUCAAAUUGUACCAUGGUGAGCAAAGAAAGAACUCCAAGAAAUUUGAAGUGUUCCUCUUGAGGGAUGCAUCUCUUGAACAAGAGCUUUGA